AAUUUACUUAACCAUCAAGGGCAACAAGUCAUCAGAUGACAUCAUUCUCAGAGAGACAUCAAGAGAAAGAGAUACUGGAAAGCAUGUGAAACUCUUGCUUCUCAUAUGAUUGAAAGAAUUCAUAGUACUUUUCCAGCAUAUGAAGGGAGCGGUAUUAACUUGAAUCCCCAGUUAGAUGCUGCCAAAUAAGGCCUGAAGAUGUUAAAACAACAAUAAUAGAUGCACUGAGAAAUCCUUCUCUUAUACUUCGGUCAAUUACUGCACAUACUUCACUGGUUAAUACACUUAUUCAUAGAGAAGCUGAAAAGAUUUACGUCAGAGCUGAUGCAGAACUCUUGAGGAUGGCGAAUUAUUCUCUGAAGUUGUCUGGUGAACAAGAGAAAGUUGUUACAGAAAGAUGGUUGCCAGAACUUAGGAAUGCAGUUUUGAAUGCUCAAAGAUGCUUGCAAAUUGUCUGUGUUUAGGGGCUUGGUAAGCAACACCCAACGAUGUAUCCUUGAUUUUGUUACCCAUGGUUGCCCGGAAGUGCGAUCCAAGAUGUCUGGCUUCUUUGUUGCAGGUUGACAAGUGGUCAACCAGUAGCAACAGCCGUGGACUGGGUUGCAGUUGAUGGGCAGACGCUGGGUGCUUGGCCCUUGUUAAACAGCUUCAGAUGGCAUUUUAUGACAAGGCGCUUUAAUGAAUGUUUCUUUUUUGAACUUUGCCCUAUUCUACUGGCUUCGGUUAAUCUGUUGAAAUCACUCUGGGUUUGCGGUUGCCAUGCUUUCCAUUCCUCAGUAGAUUCUGCAAUCUCUGGUCAAGAUUUCAUCAUGUCAUUUCUUCCCCUUUGCUGGUUGAUGGAGCGGUUGGAUUGAUUGUAUCAUUUACUGCUUGUGAUCUUUUGUUUUUUAGUUUUUUCUUAAGCAGCAUACAUCUUGGUGGUAUGUAUAGUUGUUGUCCUGAUAAUGUUUCAUUUUACGCUUGCUCUUUAAUCCAAAUGAAAAAUUUUCCAUUGUGUUUACAGAUCAAAGAGAUGCAGCCACUAUCUUGUUAUUUGCAUGUUCUAAUGCAUUAAUCAAGAAGCACUUCCUUUGGAAAGCUUUAAGCAGGGUUGACAAUCGUUGUAAUGUAACCAUUUCUUAUCAUUGCUUGAUCAUGUGAAAGAAGCAUUACCUUAGUGCGACUGCUGAUUUAUUUUCUGAAGGAGAAGCUGGAAAAUCCUCUUUUGGUUCUCAAAGGAAAAGAAAAAAUAAAAAGCAUAGAGUUCUACUGCUACAAUUCGACGGGAGAGGACUAGAACCAGACAAGGCGAGCGUUCACCAUCUCGGCCGAUGAGCCGUGUGGUGAAGUACCGGAGACCACAGCCACACUUGCCGGACUCUGUGGUGCACGUGCCGUGUACGUGUUCGUGCGUAAAAACGGACGUAUCAUCUUCCAUCGCUUUCUGCUUCCGCUGUACGUACACGUGCUGCUUCUCAGCUUCGGUGAUUCGUUUCUCUCGAGAAUCGAGAUGCCAAGAGACGGAAGCCCCGGAGACCACAAUAAAGAUUCAAGUCGGCCCCACCGGAAUCUCUGGAGCCCUAUAUCGGAGGCCGCGUUCCCCUUUCUCCCUUCCUCCCAAGCCCACCUUCUCCAAUGGAAUCUCUCUGUCCAAAAUGCGAGGUCGGCCUCCGAAACCUCUCCUCGGCUCCUCUCUUCGAGCUUCCAAAGCGACCGCGAGGAGCCCUCAUUCCCUUUCAAUUUCGCUCUGGUCCCAAGCUCCGGAUUCGGUCGCAGAAGAGAGAGUUCCGCGCCUCCGGAUCCGUCGGAUUCGAAACCAAUGGCUCCGAUGGAGGCCUGGUCAGAGUACUGCGGCAGGCGGCCACCGGAUUCGCUGCCGCCGCCGCCGCUGCCAUGAUCUCCAUGUACGGCUGUGAUCCUCCCGCCGUCGCGGAGUCCCUCACCAUUGCCUUCCCGGUUUCCAGAGCUCGCGAGGUGAAUACAGUGCAGAGAACUCUGAUAGAGGCUUGGGGCUUGAUCCGUGAGUCCUUCAUAGAUCCCACUUUCAAUCAUCAAGAUUGGGAUCUAAAACUACAACAAACUAUGGUAGAAAUGUUUCCACUAAAGUCAGCAGAUGCAGCAUAUAACAAAAUCAGUGGAAUGCUUGCAUCCCUUGGGGACCCAUUUACUAGAAUUAUUAGCCCAAAGGAGUAUCAAAGUUUCAGAAUAGGCAGUGAUGGAAAUUUGCAUGGAGUUGGUCUCUUUGUAAAUAAGGAGCCAAGUUCUGGACGCUUGGUUGUUCUGUCUUGUAUCGAGGGAAGCCCAGCUGACCGAGCUGGUAUACAUGAAGGGGAUGAGCUGAUCGAGAUUGAUGGAGAGAGUCUUGCUGGAAUUGAUGGUGAGGCAGCAGCUGAGAGGCUUCGAGGGCGUGCUGGAACAAGUGUGACAGUAAAGCUUUACAGAGGGAUGGAUCGUGGAAGCAGUAAUGGUCUUAGAGAGGUGAAACUUUCUCGUGAGGUUAUUAAGCUUUCACCUAUAUCUAGCACUGUCAUCUCUCAUAAAUCAAGCGAUGGACAUGAGUCAAAGACCGGAUAUGUGAGGCUAUCUGCAUUCUCACAGAAUGCUGCUGCUGAGAUGGAGAAUGCUAUUCAUCAACUGGAGGAUAUGGGUGUUCAGUCUUACAUACUAGAUUUGCGUAAUAAUCCGGGAGGUUUAGUGAAAGCUGGACUUGAUGUUGCCCAAAUAUGGCUAGAUGGUGAUGAAACUCUUGUGAACACUAUUGACCGGGAUGGAAAUAUGUUACCUAUCAAUAUGAUCAAUGGACAUGCUAUAACACAUGAUCCACUUGUUGUUCUUGUUAAUGAAGGUAGUGCAAGUGCAAGUGAAAUCCUGGCUGCGGCAUUACAUGAUAAUGGCCGUGCUAUUCUCAUUGGACACAAAACCUUUGGUAAAGGAAAAAUUCAGAGUGUGACUGAGCUUCACGAUGGUUCAGCACUAUUCAUCACUGUUGCAAAGUACUUGUCACCAGCGCUGCACGAUAUCGAUCAGGUUGGCAUUGCACCUGAUGUACAAUGCACUCCUGAUGUGCUAACUUCACCCAAAACAUCUCUAUUGAGAGAUAAUAGCACGGCCUCUGCUUUGGAGUCGGAUUCUUGCAUCAUGGUAGCAGAGCACGAGUUGGAGAUCCAGCAAUCCAAGGGAACUGCUUCAUGAGUAGUAUCAGAUUUGUAACCAUUCCAGUUUCAAGCAAAUUCAUAUAAUCAGCAACACAUGUAAAUAAUGGUAACCGUCUUUGUUAGCUAGCAUUACCAUUCACAUACCUCAGCUGUUGUAAAACUAAGACAAACACGCCACAAGCGUAUACGGGAGAAUUAAAGGAAAAGGUUAAUGCAUUGUACAUGCAAUCAACUAUGAAUUAUUAUGAUGCGAUUUAACAAGGGAUAAUGUAUACUCUUUAAUGUAA
Elaeis guineensis (African oil palm) is the source of this 3421-nucleotide messenger RNA. Its product is annotated as carboxyl-terminal-processing peptidase 3, chloroplastic. NCBI's taxonomy places the organism in Eukaryota, Viridiplantae, Streptophyta, Magnoliopsida, Arecales, Arecaceae. The record is from RefSeq and is a predicted model, not a curated record. Gene Ontology annotation, biological process: proteolysis. Gene Ontology annotation, molecular function: serine-type peptidase activity; protein binding; endopeptidase activity.